AUGUCUCCCAGCAUCGAUUACCACGAUAUCCUUCGCCAGGCCGACGACGCGUUUCCCUCCCUCGACGCGCAUGUGCACGACACUGCCCAGCUCGCCCAUGUCGUUGACCAGCAUGAACAGCAGCACGCGCAUUUGAGCCAACAUCAUGAGGAUGUGGGCGAGCUGGGCGCUAAUGGAGCCGAGUAUGGGAUGGAUAUCGACCAACACCCGCUGGAUGCCGGGCAGCAUGAGCAGCGGCAGCUUGAGCAAGCUCAGGCGGCUGUCCAGCAACAGACCGAACAACGUCAGCCGUCUCCUGUCCGGCAACCUUCACAACACGAGUUGCCAGUGCAGCCUCAAGCGGGAACAAGCACCCAGAAGUCAAAGGGGCUUACAGCAGAGGAAAAGAAAGAAAGACAGCGGUUGCAAAACCGCCGUGCGGCAGAGAAGAGUCGGAAUAAAAAGAAGAAUGAGCAGAUGGCUCUGGAGCAGAACGUUGCAGGUAUGCAAGAAGAGAACCAACGUCUUCGCGCACGCCUCCAGUCGCUUAUCGCUGCUCGGCCGUCCGAUGCUUCCGUCGAACCAACUCAUGUCGAUCAGCUCGCGAGCCCAGUACCGGCCCCUCCAGCCACGGUCAUAGGCACCGGUAUAGACUACGUCUACCUGUCGAAACUCCACAAUGAGCUUGCCAACUCGAAAGGCAGCUUGCUUGAAAAGUCUGCCGACCUAUCGCGCAUGACCGCCGGCGACGACGGGCCAUUGAAUGACGAGCACCGGCCCUUGCGGCUGGAACUCAUCGCCAACCUGACCAAGCUCGCAGCUCUGCGGUCAGAGAUGGCGGGGCUGGAAAAUGUCAUGACGCAUGUCGUGCAGGAAAAGCAAAAUAUGCAAGUCGAGAGGGCCAAGGUGGAGAGGGAAUUGGCCGGACGGAGAGUGGCCAGGGAACGGUCGGCGGUGGCUCAGCAAGCCGUGCAAGAUGACCCAAAUAUUGAUCCGUCCCUGCAUCAGGCUGACCCAGAAGGGGCUGCGGUGGCCCAUGAGGCUACAGGCGUUCAAGACGAGCAGGCAGAUGAAGGAGACGACGGCCAGCCUGCAGAAGGAGGGGACAGGGCGCUGCUCGAUAUCAGAGGGUGGAUUGACGCGGCUGUAAAAGAUUGGCACCAAGAUGAUCCAGAUCAAGAUGGAUCCGGUGAUAAAGAGUAA
Molecule: messenger RNA, 1182 nt
Organism: Cryptococcus wingfieldii CBS 7118
Lineage: Eukaryota; Fungi; Basidiomycota; Tremellomycetes; Tremellales; Cryptococcaceae
Exons: 3
Coding region: 1-1182 (393 amino acids)
Biological process (GO): regulation of DNA-templated transcription
Molecular function (GO): DNA-binding transcription factor activity
Source: RefSeq, a predicted model, not a curated record